Messenger RNA from Elgaria multicarinata webbii, 3708 nucleotides. RefSeq names its product SAFB like transcription modulator (gene SLTM). Gene Ontology annotation, cellular component: nucleus. Gene Ontology annotation, molecular function: sequence-specific DNA binding; RNA binding. The coding region runs from base 55 to 3180 and encodes 1041 amino acids. The record is from RefSeq and is a predicted model, not a curated record. Lineage: Eukaryota; Metazoa; Chordata; Lepidosauria; Squamata; Anguidae. Gene Ontology annotation, biological process: regulation of mRNA processing; regulation of transcription by RNA polymerase II. The transcript has 21 exons.
CAGCCUGGUGGGGGAGGGGCGCUGUAUUGUGCGAGCAACAGAAGUGGCCGCAAAAUGGCUGCCGCGCCGCCUGGGGCCGCCGCCUCUUCUUCUGCCGCUGCCGCUGCCGCCGCCGCUUCUACCUGCUCGGCCUCUGCCGCCGCCCCGGCGAGUCCCGGCCAGGCGCAGACGGAGAGCAAGAAGAUCACGGAGCUGCGCGUCGUCGACCUCAAGUCCGAGCUGAAGCGGCGCAACCUGGACAUCGCCGGCGUCAAGACCGUCCUCAUCGCCCGCCUCAAGCAGGCUAUUGAAGAGGAAGGUGGAGACCCAGAUAAUAUUGAAAUAGCUGUUUCAACUGAUACUCCAAACAAGAAACCAACCAAAGGAAAAGGUAAAAAGCAGGAAACCGAUGAACUAAGUGGCGAUGCUUCAGUAGAAGAUGACUCGUUGGUCAAGGAGAGUGAAUUGGAAGCUCAAGAUGCAAGUGACCAGGAUGGAAAUGAUGAACUGAAAGACUCUGAAGGAUCUGCAGAAAACGAAGAAGAAUCCUUGAAUUCUAAGCCGUUGCCUCCUGUAGAUAAGAAGAAAGCUAAUUCAAAGCAGACUGAGAAGGACUUGGAAAACCAGGGCAACGAUGUUCGAGAUACGGAAGAUGAAAGCUUUGCUGCUACUCAUGAUGGAGAAGAAGAGAAUGAGAGAGAUAAAGCAGGUUCUGGUGAUGGUACACAAGAAGUAUCUAAACCUCUUCCUUCAGAAGAAAGCCUAGCUGAGGCUGAUCACUCGGCUCACGAAGAGAUGGAAGCUAACGUCUCUGUGAAAGAAGCUGAGGAUGAUAACAUAUCGGUUACAAUCCAGGCUGAAGAUGCCAUCACUCUGGAUUUUGAUGGGGAUGACCUUCUAGAAACAGGUAAAAAUCUGAAAAUUACAGAUUCAGAAGCAAGCAAGCCAAAAGAUGGGCAGGAUGCUAUUGCACCGAGCCUGGAGAAGGAAGGCAAAGAUUAUGAGAUGACCGAGAACCAUAAAGAUGGUAAGAAGGAAGACAGCGUGAAGGGGGAUCCUGUCAAGAAGGAAGCCCGAGAAAACACGAAGAAAGCAGAAUCUGGAGACAAAGACAAGGAUACUUUGAAGAAAGGUCCCUCGUCUACUGGGGCCUCUGGUCAAGCAAAGAGCUCUACUAAGGAAUCUAAAGAAAACAAGAGUACAUCCAAGGAUGACAAAGGAAGUGCCAGCAGUGGGAGCAGCAGCAGCUCUACUAAGAACUUAUGGGUCAGUGGGUUGUCCUCCAACACAAAAGCUGCUGACCUGAAAAACCUCUUUGGCAAGUAUGGAAAGGUUCUUGCUGCUAAAGUGGUCACCAGUGCCCGAAGCCCUGGAGCCAAGUGCUAUGGCAUUGUGACCAUGUCCUCAAGCACAGAAGUGGCAAGGUGCAUAGCCCAUCUUCAUCGUACAGAACUGCACGGGCAACAGAUUUCUGUCGAGAAAGUAAAGGGUGAUCCUUCUAAGAAGGAGAUGAAGAAAGAUAGCGAUGAGAAAUCUAGUUCUGGUAGGAAUCCUGGAGAGAAGAAGACGGCGUCAAGUGACAAAGCCAACAAGACUCCCUCCAAAAAGGAUGACAAGAAAUCUGACAAAUCAGAGAAGAAAGAAAGCAAGGAUGUGAAAAAGCCAGAAGGUAAAGAUGAGAAGAGUGACAAUGGAUCCAGCUGCCCUGUUCAGGAGCCUGCUAGGACCCCAGACGAAAAGAAGCGAAUAAGUGUGAAAAAUCCAAGUCAUAUGGUGGUUCUAGACCAAACAAAAGGAGACCAAGUUCACAGCAGGCCAAUAAGACGGGGAAGGUUUGAGAAACCACCUAUGUUAAGGAACAAAGAGCGUUUCCUUCAAGAUAAAAUGAAGUUCAGAGACUAUCGAGGCAGAAAGGACAUCUUGCCCUUUGAGAAGAUGAAGGAGCAAAGAUUGAGGGAGCACAUUGUUCGACUGGAACGAAUACGGCGUGCUGUAGAGCUGCGAAGGCGAAGAGAAAUCGCGGAACGCGAGAGGCGCGAAAGGGAGCGCGUCAGGAUCAUGCGCGAGCGCGAAGAACGGGAGCGCUUGCAGAGGGAGCGGGAGCGCUUGGAGAUUGAGAGGCAGAAGCUGGAGCGCGAGAGGAUGGAGCGCGAGCGUCUGGAGAGGGAGCGCAUUCGCAUUGAGCAGGAGCGUCGCAAGGAAGCGGAGCGGAUUGCGCGUGAACGAGAAGAGCUUCGGCGGCAGCAGCAGCAGCUCCGUUACGAGCAAGAGAAAAGAAAUUCCCUGAAACGGCCUCGUGACGUCGAUCACAGAAGAGACGAGUCCUACUGGAAUGAAAGUAAAAAAAUGUCCUUGGACACAGAUGCGCGCUUUAGCCAUGGAUCUGAAUACAGUCGCCAGCAGAACCGGUUUAGUGAUUUUGACCACCGCGACAGGGGACGAUAUCCAGAGAGUUCUGCCGUGCAGUCAUCUUCCUUUGACAGGCGUGAACGCUUUGUCAACCAGAGUGAUGGGAAAAAGGCUCGGCCAACCGCAAGAAGAGAGGAGCCUGGGUUUGAGAGGUACCCCAAAAACUUUGAAUCUAGAAGAAACGAGCCCCCUCAGCCCCGGAAUGAGCUCCGAGACAGUGACAGGCGGGAAGUGAGAGGAGACCGUGACGAAAGGAGGACUGUGAUCAUCCAAGACAGACCCGAGAUCCCCCACGGCCGGCACCCGCGAGAAACUGGACCCAAUCCAUCCCGGCAGAGUUCUUGGAAGGGCGAAGGAGGCGUCAACCCCGACAAGCGCGAUGCCAGAGAGAGGCCGGAAAGGUCAGGCAGAGAGGUCUCUGGCCAUACAGUCAGAGGUGCCCCCUCCGGUAGUCGUAGCAGCACAUCUGGUUAUGGAAGCAGAGAGACGGAACGUGGGGUGAUGGAGCGUGGAAGUGGGGGACAGCAUUAUAAUGAAGACCGCCAUGUGGUUGAGCGGCAUGGCCGCAACGCCGGACCAAGGAAAGAAUGGCACGGGCCCAGUUCCCAGGGGAGCAGCUACCACGACACGAGGAGGAUGGGAGAUGGCCGAACAGGAGGCGGCAUGAUGUCUCCCCACUCGAGUAGUUCUUCACCCAUUAACAGAGUUGUACAGAUUACGGGCAAUUCCAUGCAGAGGGGAAGUGGUUCGGGAUUUAAGCAAUAUAAGAGUGGACCGCCACGAAGAUUCUGAGGCUCUGCACCUGCUCGCUCCUUGGUUUCAAGAUAACUUAUUGGAAAUCUCUUGUGAACAGGAAGCCUUGGCUGAGAAAACGUGUCCUUUUUUAAAUUUUAAUUUUAACGUAAUUACGUUUUCCUCUCUUUUGGAGGCAUUUUAAAUAUGUUAGGCUGUUGGGUUUUGGAUAGUUCAUUGUACCUUUUGGAUGAGCUUUUCCCCCCUGUAACUCUAGGAGCUCUGAAACAAAUUGGAACCAAACAUGUGAACGCUGUACAAAGAGAGGACUUGUUUUGCACCCAGUAGUUUCAUUUACCAGCAUUAGCUCUGUAAUGUCAGAAUUUAAAAUUAGGUACUUCUCACAAAACCACACUGCUAACUAAAUUGUACAUCAACCCACCCCCUUGCUUUACAAUGUGUAGAGAAUAAGGUUGGUUGUUUCAUUUCUGGGUAUUAUGUAACCUAUUUUUUCAGAAGUUGUUACACUGAGUGGAUCUGUAUCCUGGCCAAUGUAUCCUUUUGAAAUAAACCUUCAUAAUCUGUAUA